Molecule: messenger RNA, 1572 nt
Organism: Zootermopsis nevadensis
Lineage: Eukaryota; Metazoa; Arthropoda; Insecta; Blattodea; Termopsidae
Gene: sNPF
Product: short neuropeptide F precursor
Source: RefSeq, a predicted model, not a curated record
GUAUAAAAAAAGGCGCUCCGGUGCACUGGAUGUUAGAACACGCGUGGCUACGAGACGUAAAACCAAAGGACGACCCACUCGCAGUUUCCGGCCAUCGUCAGACUACGAAGAUCACCGACCUCGACGUCCACAGAAGCAGCAUGCAUUGUUUCCCGACGAUCAGGUGCUGCACAAUCGCGCUGUGUCUCGUCAUUGUCGCCGCUGAGUUUGUGACUAGCGCGCCAUCUUACAGCGAUUAUGAAAGUGUCCGCGACUUGUACGAGCUGCUGUUGCAGAAGGAGGCUUUGGAAAACCGGAUGCAGCAACAGGGUCAGCACGAGAUUGUGAGGAAGGCGAACCGAUCUCCCUCACUGAGACUCCGCUUCGGACGACGGGCUGAUCCCCUACUCACGGGUUCACCAUUCUCAGAACAUUCUUCGGUGGAAAGCGCCAUAACGGAGAAUUAAAUGAUCUAUCAUCACUCCAAUCCCAUCACCAUUGCAAACUUGAAAACCUCCCUCCCACAAUGUUAUUUGAUCACUGAUAAUUAAUAUAUAUGAAAUAUUUAAACUUUCUUCAAAACUGAAUUUCUCCACAUGAAAAUUAAAAAUGCCUCUUGUAAAUAGUCCUUUUGUUUCUGAAAGCAGCAAACAAUAUUUUGAUCUAUAAAACAUGAACCAUGCAUGGAAAGAUCUCCAAAUUUUCAGAUUUAGUUCUUGGUUAGAUUAGAUCUCUGUAAUGGCAUUGGUCUUGUGGGUUGUAAGGCUACGUCAACUUGUUGGUAGAGACCAGCAUUUCAAAAGAACACCGGUACCUACGAAGAAGUCGAGGCAGCAUUACGACUCAGGAGGCUAUCACAAAUCCUGUCUAAUAUUCAUAUAUAAUCUAUUAACUGAAUACAUACACAUACAUAAAUAGUCUUCUUGGAAUUCACUGAAAUUCAGUAAGUUUGAAUAUUAAAUAACACAAAUAAGCUACAAAUGGAUCUCGAUUAUUUCGCCAAAUGCCAUGUCAGAAUUCAUGCAUUAUUCACCACUGUCAAGACACUCUAAAUUUACAUAACCACUGUUAAUUUGGGACAUUAUAUUCGUAACAAAUACAAUAGCAAUUUUUAGCAGCCAUUUUUUUCAUAUGGCAAUCUCUCAAAGCAUGAGGGGCAGUUCAGAAUAAAUCUCGAUAUCUUUCAUUUAACUUACACAGACACUUUAGUUAAACUGUGAAGCAGAAUUAGAUGUUAUGCUAAAUGGAAUGUGUAACUUCCAAGGACACUGUGUCAAAAUAUAUUUUUUCUUGAAUGGACCAUAACCUUAACCUUGUAAGAUACUAGUAAUUCAAAGGAGAUGAUUAGAUUCACAGAAUUCAUUUUAAUUUGUGUGCAAAAACAUAAAACUCUGAUUAAAUUUAAUUCUCCUUCAUUGUCAGAUGUCUGCCCCACUUGCACCAUAUUACUGUUAUGAAAAUAAGUCACGUAUUACAAAGGAGAAAACUGUGUUAAGUGUAGAUACCAAACCAUACAUAACCUCCAUUCACAUUACUGAUUGUAUGAAUUAUGUACUGAGCUACUAGGAUAAUAAACACAUUUAUACAGAGCUA